Molecule: messenger RNA, 1890 nt
Organism: Schizophyllum commune H4-8
Lineage: Eukaryota; Fungi; Basidiomycota; Agaricomycetes; Agaricales; Schizophyllaceae
Product: ribosomal protein S5 domain 2-like protein
Exons: 11
Coding region: 1-1890 (629 amino acids)
Biological process (GO): protein folding; protein stabilization; cellular response to heat
Cellular component (GO): cytosol; plasma membrane; protein-containing complex
Molecular function (GO): ATP binding; ATP hydrolysis activity; ATP-dependent protein folding chaperone
Source: RefSeq, a predicted model, not a curated record
AUGAAGAACCACACAGAAUCCAUUUCCUACCCAAUCAAGCUCGUUGUCACAAAGGGGGUCGAGAAGGAGGUCCAGGGCGAUGAGGAGAAGAAGAAGAAGGACAAGAAGAAUAGCAUCCAGCCCGCGCACAUCUUCAUUCGUAACAUCACGGACGUGGACAUGUCCCUCAACGAGAAGUCGGCCACCACCACCGUCGGCACGCUCACGCACAUCCGCAUGCAGGCGCUCCAGUUCGCCUUCAAGGACAUCUCCUUUUGUUCGCGCGCCAAGGACGUCUCCCUCGGCCCCAGCGAGUUCUCCGGCCUCAUAGGCAUUACCCUACCACCGAAGGGCAUCAACGUCGACCCGCGCGUGCGCAUGAUCCCCUCGAACCAGCAGGAAGCGCGCGAGGCGCACAAGGGCUUCCACAUCAUCGAGAACGUUGAGGUGCACGUCGAUGAGGACGUCCAGAUCGACGUCCGCGACUCGAAUCACACCGUCCUCUUCAACGUCUUCAAGCCAGUCGUCAUCAUGCGCUUCCGCGACGCGCUCGAGCGCACGCUCGCCGCGCAGCGCGCUGAGGUCUUCCGCAACGCGGGCCUGGGCACGGGCGGCGCGUACGCUGGCGCGGUGUGGAGCGAGACUGGGAGGAUGCGCCGCGCGGAGUCGAGCGCGGCGAUGCGCGAGAACGGGUCGCUCGCGGUGGGCGCGGAGCCGCAGAUCCUGAGCGGGGACAAGCACGGGCCGCUUGCGAGCGAGCCGCUGAAGGACCGUCUGCGCGAUGCGGCGGGCAAGGCGAAGGAGGAGUCAAGCUCCUUCAUCCACAAGCUUGUUCGACUCACAAAGGAUGAGCCUCCUAGAAACGCUGCCCCACCCCCAGGCCGCCCCGGCCAAAAGCGCGACCCCAAGACCGCCCGCCCCAUCCUCCGCCCCAUCAUCUGCAGCUGCAAUGACCCCAACGCGUCCGCGCUCGCCAAGCUCCGCCCGCAAGCGCUCUCCGUCCGCCUUCAGCGCCUCAUGGACGCGCACAUCGCGAAGCGGCUGCGCCAGAUCUGCGAGCUCGAGGCCCUGCCCGCGGACUUGGACGGGGACGCGCGCAACCCGCAGGAAAUCACCCGGGAGGAAUGCGCCGCCUUCUACAAGGGCUUGACGAACGGCUGGGAGGAGCACCUUGGCGUCAAGCACUUGUCCGUCAAAGGUCAGCUGGAGUUCGAGGUCAUCGUCUCUAUCAUCCCCGAGCGCCAAGAAAGAGCGCUACAGCAUCAAGUCCUACGUUUAGGCGAGUGCGAGGGCCUCAUCCCCGAGUAUCUCGACUUCGUCAAGGGCAUCGUCAAUCCCGAGGACCUCUCGCUCACCAUCUCUUGUGAGACCCCCCAGCCGAACAAAAUCAUCAAGGCCAUCCGCAAGAACAUCGACAAAAACGACUUCGCCAACUUCGGUGAGGCAUUCGGCAACAACCUCAAGCUCGGUAUCCAUGAGGAUGCCCAGGACCGCACCAAACUCGCCGAGUUCCUGCGCUGCUUCUCGAACAAGUCCCUCGAUGAACUACACUGCCCGCGCAUCGGAGGUCCAGUAGUCACUCUCCUACCCCACCGUCGAGUCCCUCACUGCCGUCCGCGACUCCCCCUUCCUCGAAUUCCUCAAGAAGGGCUUUCGGGCUCCGUCAACGAGUACACCAUCACUCAGCACGAGGAGCUUGAGGGGUGCAAGUUUGUCUCUGUGAUCAAGAGUGGUCUCGAGCUCGAAGAGCCCGGGAACGAGAAGGAACGCAAGCCCGAGGCCGCUGAUUUCAACGAGCUCUGCACCCUUGUCAGGAACGUGCCGCACAACCCAUAUAAUGCCCGUCUUUACGCACGCUUCUCUCAUGCAAUAAGUGUGUCCCCCGGAACCUGCGCGAGUAUAGUGCCCUAA